Zophobas morio is the source of this 1161-nucleotide messenger RNA. RefSeq names its product senecionine N-oxygenase-like. The record is from RefSeq and is a predicted model, not a curated record. Bases 1 to 1161 code for a protein of 386 amino acids. NCBI's taxonomy places the organism in Eukaryota, Metazoa, Arthropoda, Insecta, Coleoptera, Tenebrionidae. The transcript has 5 exons. Gene Ontology annotation, molecular function: NADP binding; N,N-dimethylaniline monooxygenase activity; flavin adenine dinucleotide binding.
AUGAAGGUUGCGAUUAUUGGGGCAGGCCCUGCAGGUUUGUGUGCAGGGAGGCACUGUCUUAAAGAAAACUUUCAGUUCGAUAUUAUUGAACAAACUGGAAACAUUGGAGGAACGUGGAACUAUGUUCCUUCCACAGGCUGCGAUGACAAUGGGAUUCCAGUUCAUUCUUCUAUGUACAAAAAUUUAAAGACAAAUUUACCCAAAGAACUUAUGGCUUUUGAAGAUUUUACGUACCCGGAGUACCACGAAUCCUACAUAUCGCAAGAACAAGUUUUAGAUUACAUUAAUAGUGGCACAGUCCUGCUUUUGCAGUUGUUCAAACGAGUUCUUAAUGUUGAACCUCAAGACAACUUCUGGUUAAUCGAAUUCGAAGAUGCCAGAAACAAGGAGAAAGAAGUUCGGUACUAUGAUGCAGUUAUGAUCUGUAAUGGCCAUUGUAGAGAUGCUAUAAUACCAGAAAUACCCGGAAUUGGUAGUUUUCAAGGCAGUGUUAGUCACAGUUGUGAUUAUCGGACAUUUGAAGCAUACAAGGGUAAAAGAGUUUUAAUUAUAGGUGCAGGUACUUCGGGCUGUGAUAUAUCUGACAAAAUUUCAUCUGUAGCAAAUAACGUCUAUGUGAGUUAUAAAUCAGAACCCUUUUUUCCACUUCAUGAUUCUAUAUGCGAAAAACCUCUAGUAACAGAAAUAGAUGGAAACACAGCUUUGUUUCAAGAUGGUACCAGCGUAGAAGUUGACGCUAUCCUUUAUUGCACAGGAUACAACUUUAGUUUUCCUUUUUUGUCCAGCAAAUGUGGCGUUAAUGUUACGGACAAUUACGUCCAUCCUCUAUACAAACAAGUAAUCAACAUAGAACAUCCUACAUUAGCCUUUAUUGGAGUUCGUUUUUUCUUGUCGACUCUCAAUGGACACUACAAACUACCGCUGAAAAAAGAAUUGUUAGAAGAUCUUAACCACGCAGUCGCUAAAAUGUCAUCUAGAUCUGUACGGAAAUAUCACGUUCUGCGUGAAGCAACAGGAGAUUAUUUCGAAGAAUUGGCCACAGAGGCAAAUAUUAAAAGAAUACCACCAGUUAUAACAAAAUUGCUCAUGUAUGUGAAGACGAAUCGAAACAUAGAUGACAGGUUUAGAAUUAUCGAUGACGAAAAUUGGGAAAAGCUAUAA